AAAUACAGAAGUGUAGUGCCUGUGUAUAAUUAGGUUCCAUUACCAUACCAUCCUAACAGCAGCCGCCAAACUACACAGCAACAGCAAUAGCCGCAGCUCUCUCCUCUCUCAAUUUCAUUGCUCGUUACAUUUGAUUCACUGGGUGAAAAAGCUCUGCAUGGCUCCUCCUGCUCAACUAUCAUCAGAAUUUGCUCCCGAUAGUAAAAAGAAUUUAGGCUCCAAUAUGGAAACAGUUAGGGGAAACUCUGGUCUAUUGACAAAUCCCCGUGGGAAAGGUUUGAGGUGCAUAAAGUCUGAAGAUUCUGUCCUAAUGGAUGAUCCGCCCACAGGUCAGGAUACUGAAGAGGAUGUUGCAGUAAAUAUAAAUGAUUCUACGGAUGGAACUGAGUAUUCAAGUUCAUUUGCUGAUAGUGCAUCUGGAAAUGAGAUUUGUUCUGGAAUGAGUGACGCUGAAGUUCAGUCACAAUUCUUUUCUGAUGAUGGAUUGGCUUCUACGUUCGAUGACUUUGGUGCAAUGUUCCCGAUGAGGAAAAAGAAACUCACUUGUCACUGGAGGACUUAUAUAAGACCCCUUAUGUGGCGCUGUAAAUGGGCAGAACUAAAAAUAAAGGAAUUCGGGUCUCAGGCAAUCAAGUGUGACCGAGAAAUUCUCGCACUUAAUCAGAGAAAACAUACGAGUUUGCAUCAAUAUCCAGCAGAAGAAUCUGGUUCGAGAUCUUUGCCUUAUACAUUACAAGAGCAAAAACAAAAGGUCUUGAAAAGGAGGAAACGAGAAAGAGUUGAAGAUAAAGUUGAUACCAAGUCGUAUAUGUCAAAUCACAACCUUUUUUCCUAUCUUGGUGAUAAGAGGUCCUAUCAAGAUGGAACUUUAAUAGCUGAUGAUUUAUGUAACACAGAGCAAACUACAACUGGCAAGAAUGAGUUUGGCCUUAGUAAUGAAUGGUCAUUUCUUGAAGAUAAAGACACUUCGUUAGAACAGAUAUUUCAGAAGAUUGAAGUAGUGCAUUCUCGAGUAAAGAAGCUGAAGUCUCAACUUAAUCUGAUUAUGUCAAAAAAUGCGGCAAAGUUCCCAUCCUCAGAAAAUUUGAGCCAUCUUGUUCCAUGUGAUGUGCAAACAAGCUCUGUACGAAGUCCUACUUUUUCAGCUUGCAACGGAGAUACAAUGUUGAUGGGAGGUCUAUAUGAUCCAAUUCACAGUAUAUCCGAAUAUGAUCUUGGAGACUUAAUGCUGCCUGAUAGCGCCGUUUCAAGUUUUGGAGAGGCUAUACAUAUUCCAGAUAUAAUAGAAAGCACUGUAGGAAUGUUAUCGUCUGUUGAUGUCACUCAACAUUAUUCUCAGAUGGGAGAUUCGGGCGAAGAUAUUGUGGAUAACAUCCCAAUACAUAACCAAGCAGCUGAAGCUGAUGAGGCAUACACUUCCAUAACAAGCAAGAAUCAGCAAUCUAAAGGCACAGUGAAGCACCAAGAGCCUGUGAAAAUUAAGAUCGAAGAAAGCAGUAUUAAUCCAGCCCUUCAGGCUUCUGGAGCUGAAGUAGUGCCAGAAGCUGUCAUGCCCCAAGAGCAAUUGACUCUGAAAUCACAAUUACCCUCAGAUUUCCAUUUUCCUAAGAAUAAAAGAAAAAGAGGAGAGCGUAAAGCUGGUAUGGGGAAUUGGAGCCGGCAAUGCCCAGGUGAUUCUGGUAACUAGUGAGCAGCUUCGAUAGACUUUAUUAUGAUCUUACAAAUCUUCAACACACAAACUUAGAGAAACUAGGCAAGUAUCCGAACCGCAGAGCCUUCGUCAGACUCAUUGUUUGCUUCAUCAGGAAAUGCAAGGUAUGUGCGGUACAAAGUCCACAAAGGUCGGAGAUGGCCGGUCUCUGGUGUAACAUUUGCUCUUCCCUUUUCAAUUAGCCACUAGACUGUAUCGAGGAUAUGAUGAAUAAUGCAUCAUCAGGAUCAUUUAGUUUAUGUUUACCGUCUCUCUCGCAAUACUUUCAAAACGCAAACGGAUUACAUUUUUAACUCUCAAAGGUCUUUGCAUACGUUCUACCC
Molecule: messenger RNA, 2034 nt
Organism: Daucus carota subsp. sativus
Lineage: Eukaryota; Viridiplantae; Streptophyta; Magnoliopsida; Apiales; Apiaceae
Exons: 6
Coding region: 158-1687 (509 amino acids)
Source: RefSeq, a predicted model, not a curated record